AUGCCGACUCAACCUACGACAUUUGUUUGUCGGUUUUGCUAUGCGUCAAAUCAUGCGCUCUAUCCGGUUCGCCUGUAUUGUAUUAGUUUAAACGAAGGUCUCAUUAUGUGUGCCAACCAAAAUUGUAAAGGAGUUGUCGAUGGUCAUGUUGAUUUGUUAAAAUUAAUCCUUCCGUUAACGUCAUCAUCAUCUCAAUUAACUUACGAACAAUACCAACAAACGCCAUAUUACAGUUCGGAGUGUGAUUUUCUUGUGACUGACCUUCCAGCUGAAAUAUGA
Molecule: messenger RNA, 279 nt
Organism: Adineta ricciae
Lineage: Eukaryota; Metazoa; Rotifera; Eurotatoria; Adinetida; Adinetidae
Source: the annotation of a GenBank genome assembly